This is a messenger RNA of Hydractinia symbiolongicarpus, 3291 nucleotides long. RefSeq lists its product as uncharacterized. The record is from RefSeq and is a predicted model, not a curated record. NCBI's taxonomy places the organism in Eukaryota, Metazoa, Cnidaria, Hydrozoa, Anthoathecata, Hydractiniidae. Bases 197 to 910 code for a protein of 237 amino acids. The transcript is spliced from 2 exons.
AUAAGAGAUCUUCUGUCUUCAGGUUGAAUUUUAGCGUAUUUUUUUCGAUUUUCGAGUUAUCCCUUACCGAGACAUCUCUUUUUAUGAAGUCUUUCUAAUACAAAACGGAAAUCUAAAAAAGAAAGUUGAAAAAAAUGGCACUGCAUUAGCAUCACUUGUACAAUAUCAUGUUUUCACAAAAUUAACAACAAUCUUGAUGAAGACACAAACAGAAUGCAUAGUCACGAUGGAUGAGACACGUUACGACAACUUGUUGAGUUUGUCUGCGAAAUAUAUCAACGAUAUACACUACAAAACAUCGAAGUGCACGAUAAACCACAAUUGUAAAACUAACGAGCAUUUUGCGUACGUGGAAUAUCCUGGGUUUAAAAUUCGAUAUACAUCUAAUCGUUCUUACAACAUAGCGACUUGUGGCGGGAAACUACUACCGAUGUUUAAGAAGGGAGAAAAAAAACGCAGCGAGAAAGCGAAAGAUAUAGUUUUGAAAAAAUGCCAAUGUGAAUGCCAGAAAAAACGACCGGAAGAAUUUUACGACAUAUUUUUAGCGUCGAGCGUCAAAUCUAGUGCUGAGUAUCAACGUUUGCGAGGAAAGAAUAAAGAUGUUUGUGAAAGCUACGAAGAAGAAGAAGAAGAAUAUGAGAAAGAAAAUAAAAGCGUCAACUGUAAAGAUAAGGUCAAAGUGGAUUUUUGUGUUACUGAUUUUAAUGAAAGUAACGAGGAGCCAGAUGAAAUUAUUAACAAUUUGUCAAACACAGCGCAUUCGACGAGUGAUGUAACUUUGGACUGUAACUCCUCAGUGAAGAGCAGCGUCGAAAAAUUUACAUCUGAAGAGGAUUUGAAAUCUCACCCUAGUCGAGAUUUCUAUCAAAUGGAAGUAGCUCUAAUCACGGAAGAUGACGAAGAUGAAUAAAAACAAUUUAAAAUGUAAACAAAAAUAUUAAAAAAAUAUAAGCAAAUAAUUUUAAUGGAUCAUAAAAAAACAAGCAAUGCCAAUCAAUUUAGCAAUAGGCACAAAGAUCAGCAAAAUAUGAGGAAAUGAAUUUUAUGACGUAUGCUGUUAAAAAGUCGAACGAAGUUAGUUUUCUUCUUUAUUUCUAAAAAAUCACAUAAAAAAUAUUAAAAAACAGCAAUAACUUAUUUUUCUCUCCUCCUUCUCUCUCUGAACAAGGUAACUUCACGCUCCCUCCUCGUCCAGACCACCCCCUUCACGCCCGCCUCUCGCCCUCUCUGGUGACGUUUUGUACACGACAUACAUUCCCGAGGACCGUACGUUUAUUUCAAAAAUGGUAGCUUGUUGCGGCAAACACUAAACAAAUGCUGCUAAGAAAAGAAGGAAGUGAAAAGAAAACAACUGUUUAUUUAGCAUUUCUAUUUUAUAGGGUUUCCAAUGAAUUUGACUUUUUCUUUCUUUCUUAAAUCGAUCGAUUUCUUAGUGGCGACCCACAUCUAUGGAAACAGUUUCCAUAUUUUUUUUAAUGAAAAUAGUUUCCAAUUUCUUAAAAUGCAUGGUAAAACAAUGUAAGAAACUAAGUUUAAAGUAAAAGACAGCUGUCACAAGUAUGUGGCGUUAGGAUGUAGAGAAACCACAGCACAGUUUCCUGUUAUAGACAUAUUCAAGAUGUGGGAAAAUUUUGCUCCUUGUCUGAUAAGGCGGAUGUCACAAAUAUAUAGCUAUGUGGUGUUAGAGUAAUAACUCAAAAAUUUGAAAAAUUGUAUCCAACCAUCCAGCCAUCAACGCACACCAUUUAACCGCAGAUAUUUAAUGAUGGGCACCUUAUUUAAAUGGUGUUUCCGUGCGGUGUUUUCAACUAGUUCUAGGAACCUUUUCGCAUUUUAAAGGAAAGCACAAUAAUAAUGGUGUGGGGUAAUGGCUGUGGGUAGACAAAAACGUAUUAUAAUAUAAUAUUUUUUUUUCAUAAUAAUUUCAUAAAAUACAUAAUAUUUUUUUUUCAUUCUAGCUUUUCCGACUCAGUAUUUAUCAAAAAUUUUGAUUAAAAAAAUAGGGUCGGUCAGGUGACUAGAUAGAUAGAUAGAUAGAUGUGCAUAUUUUACAUGGCUAGCCUCACAAAUAUCGAGGGAUAUACCCUGUCUAUUAUUUCCAGGAGGGGCCAUGGCGUAGAUGGAGAGUCCUAGAGUAUUUAAUGCUCAUUUUGAGCUACGCAGACCCAGUUAGAGCCCGCGCUCUACUAGACAACUCCCGGCAACAUCCAACGGCCCACACAGUGUGCCAUCUUCCCAAUUUCCCUCACAUGGCUUGGGUUAACCCGGGGCUAUGGUAACAUUCACUCGCCCAUGUUGAAUCGCCGUCAAGAGGAAUCGAACCCCGGUCUCCCGCACAGAGUACGAGAGCUAUAACCACUAAUCUACGGCGCCACAAUUCUACUCUAACAAUUUGACUCUAACAGCAAAUAUUUGUGAUGUCUGCCAAAGCUUGCUGAACAAAUCAGCAGCAGUGUAUAAUACAAAGAUUAAGUAACUCCAUGCGACUAAAAGGGAAUAAAUACAAAAAUAUAAUGAUUGCUUAACUUUGUCCAGGGCCUAGACAACUUUAUUCAUUAAUCAAAUUCAAGUGUAUUUUUCAAAAUCGGUCCUAAAAACUAGUUAGAAAAUGGCGCCGUAUAUGUGAGGGCGGCCGCAGGCUUUUGGUUUUUUUCAAGGUCUUCGUUUGUAACUGCCCGGAAAAGCCUGGGCCUUCCUGAAAUAGGCCCACUGAAAUGCAACACGCCUGAGCUUAUUGUCGAAAUUUGUCAAGAAAAAAGGUGCUAUUUUGUCGUUGUACUCUUAGUUUAUUAUUUAUGAGAUUUUGUUGCAGCUAUUACAGCUAAGCCUGAAUAAAAUUUAUUUUAUAUAUAAGCUUCAUAUAUAAGUGAGAUCCAAACUCAAUAACCUCUUCAGUGCAAUAACUAUAAUGCAAGUAACUCAUUUUGCAAUGGCAUAACCACCUGUUUAUCAUUUAUAGUGGAGCAGUAAAUAGUAUAUUUAAACUAUUGAUGUAUAGAGUCAUGUAGCUGGGUUGAUAAACAUUUGUCCCUAAUUAGAAAAUCAACUCUGAUUAGAAAAAAUCCUGUGCUAAUAAAAGCUGUAUGCUGUAAAAAGUGCAUUUACAGAUGAGCUUAUCAAAUUGUAUUAAAUAAUUUGUAAGAUCUAAUUAUUAAGAUUAUUCAAACUGUCCAGAGUUGCAAUUUAUAUGGGAUUUAUUGACAUGUACGAUAGCUAAAAAGCUACAAUUUGCUUAAACGUGUCCUUUGGCCAAAUUGCAUUACGGUUGCUUGACCUACAGAUAUUAAAAAA